Messenger RNA from Gadus macrocephalus (Pacific cod), 2209 nucleotides. Its product is annotated as CMP-N-acetylneuraminate-beta-galactosamide-alpha-2,3-sialyltransferase 1-like. Gene Ontology annotation, molecular function: beta-galactoside (CMP) alpha-2,3-sialyltransferase activity. NCBI's taxonomy places the organism in Eukaryota, Metazoa, Chordata, Actinopteri, Gadiformes, Gadidae. The record is from RefSeq and is a predicted model, not a curated record.
UUGAUUGUGCAAUCUAGGUUCAAUACAGCUCGUACUGUGGGCUAUGAAGGGGAUGUGGGGAACAAAACGACUCUCCACAUGUACCCAGAGAGCGCUGUGGAUUUGGAUGACCACACACAUCUCAUAUUAUUUCCCUUCAAAAUAAGGGACCUUGAGUGGCUAGUCAGCGCUUUCACCACAAAAUCUCUGACAAUGACAUACAGACGGAUGAAAUCCACAGUCAAAGCGAUUCAGGGUUUGAGGCUGAUUCUGAGCUCCUCAUGCACCCAGGUAAAGGUUCUCUAUCCUUGCUUUAUCCAAUAUGUCCAUGAAAACUGGCUGGAAAAAAAAGGAAGGUAUCCAUCCACUGGCUUUAUGAGUGUGGUGCUUGCAAUGCACAUUUGUGAUGAGGUCAGUGUAUUUGGAUUUGGCGCAGACAAGGAUGGAAACUGGAGACACUACUGGGAGGAGCUUCGAAACAAACAUUUUGGAACUGGACCCCAUGGUGGAGGGCAAGAGUACAAACGUAUUCUGGAACUUGCAGAGAAGCAGAAACUGAACUUCUAUAAAGGGUUUUGAUUGUUUUUCCGUCUCUCUGACACAAUGGUCGUGGCAGUAGUACAUCAGCACUUAAACAUUUACUGCCAACCUCACUUCUUUCUCCAUUUUUUAAGACUCCUCUAGUUAGGGUUGUGAUGAUUUGAGAUCAAACAUGGACACAUCUCUGUGGUUACAUUUUGUAGCUUAUUUUGUUGGUGUCUUGUUCAGCAGUUUGUCAAACUGUGGAGUGAGCUUGAGAUCUGGGGUCUCUUAUGGCCCUGACAAACCAUUCUUGCUGCACAUCGUCAGCAGAGAAGGCAGACCAAUUUGGUCAUGGCCAAUUCAACAUGUGCAUUUGGCCGAAAAGAUCACCGACGGCUUUUUUCGACAGCCGAUUGCACAUCACACACCAAACAAACUCAGGUAACCGAGCUCGCCAGACUGUCUGAAGACCGAUAAUCCGGUUUAUGUGUCAGGGCUUUUAAUGAAAGAGGGCCUCAAAGAAAAUUUCGUGGCUUCAGAUCUACAAGAAUUGAUGCAAAAUUCUUUGAGAGGAUAGUGUAAACUCUACACUAUGCUUAGGGGGGCCUGGUGGAUCUCUUCUCUGCUCUCUGGACUCUCUCUUUUUUGGGCGCUGUCUUUUUCCUCCUCUAGCUGACGGAUACGUCUCUCUAGGAGAGCUCUACUUUAUAUGUUUUUAAAACAGGUUUUAAAGUAGUAGCUUGGAAGGAUAUUAAGCCUGUUGCUUCUGCCGUCUUGCUGUCAUUCCACCUCGUUAGGAAAGGGGUAUUCAAACAUGAAUUAUAUUUUUGUUGUGAAAUAAUAAAACCAUGACAAGGAAAGCGGUCAAUAAGUGUUAUUUCAAACACAAAAAUAGACAAACAAAUUUUAAUUUCUUAAAAAACGGCAAGGAAGAACGGGGGUCCGUUUUUUUUUGUUUCUGUGAACAAAGACAGACAAAAACUGAGCUAGUCCGCAGAUCAUUUGUUUCUCCGGUUUCGCCGAAAGCAGGUGUGUUUGUUUUUCUAGCCUCACCUUGUGAUUCCUAAAAUAAGCUCCAAGCCAGGCUUGUUAAUCAGGAACGCCCAUGUAUGGCAUCAACCAAUGAUGCCAUGAUGAUUUCUUUCCGUUCUCAUCAUGUUCAUCAAGCACAACUUGUUCUUCCAUAUACUUGUGGCAAACUGGCAAACAUUUCACCCAGUUUUCCCUAAUCCUUUUACCUCCCCUCCCUCAUCCAUCAGUGAACAACCAGUUUACCCAAUCCCUCUAACCUUCCCUAAAUUGCCCCUUCCCCUUAGUAGAUACCCUUGUCCAUUCCUUUCACAACACCCUCUAUCCAUUAGGUGGUCUCGACCUCAUCAGCUUUAUUAUAAAGUAAUGUCAUUCUUUGUGUGGGAUUGUGUGUGGGUUGGGUUGUUUUAGCACCCUAACCUGGUACAGUAUGCACACUUACACCAAGUUGAAGGGGGUGGGACAAAGCGCAGAAGGCAUCUGAUCCGAUCAAUCAUAAUCAGACUGGCGCUGGUGUGGAACACACACGCUGCUUUUGUUGUUGCAAUAAACCCAUAAUAUAUUAAUUUUUUUUGUUUAAUUUAUUGUAUGACGAUAUUUCUAUGUGUGAGGUGCAUUGAACCUACCUCGUGUAUGAAAAUAAUAUAGAAAUAAAGUUGCCCUGCCUUCACUCGCGAAA